AUGUUCUAUGUCAGAAGGUCUCACUGCUGUGUGUUUGCAUGCUCUGCAGGUCUGAGAGCAAAGCCCACAUUAACGAUUCCUCCUCUGACAGAAGGAAAGGAGGCCACUCUGACCUGUAAAGCUCCCGAUUCCUGCUCUGGUCCUCAAUCUAACCCCGAGUUCACCUGGAUCUGGGUCCAUCCAGGAGAAAAUAGCUCUUCCAUUGCAGGAAAUAAGACAGAAAUUCAGAGCUCAAACUCAGCUCUGAUAUUUAACCCUUCAGCUGAACAUCAUGGCACUGCGCUCAGCUGUCAGGUCACCUGCUCAAACCGCACAUCUGCAGAAGUGACAGUGACUCUGAAUGUAACCUAUGUGAAGAAGCCAGAAAUCAGUGGCGAAGCAUCACUUGUGGAGGGCGAUGCUCUGAAUCUGACCUGCACUGCUGAGAGUUUCCCUCCAUCUGUCACCAAGUGGACCAAACAAGGCAUCAACAAAACCCUGAGCACAGAAACGGGACCUGCUCUCAUCAUUCACAACGUGACAGUAGAGAACGCGGGACAGUAUUCCUGUGCAGUGGAACAUCCGAGCAGCCUGACACAGGACGUUAAAAUUACUGUGAUAAUCAAGAAGAAACUUCAAAUCACUGGAGAGAAGGACGUAACGGAGGGCCGUUCUCUCAAUCUGACCUGCAGCUUGGACAGUUUGCCUCCAUCUUUUAUCACCUGGACCAAACUUGGCUUCAACUCAACCGUGACCAACGGUACUGGAGCGGCCACGCUUUUUAUUCCCAACACGACAGCAGAACAUUCUGGACGGUACGUCUGUUCAACAGAACACCUGAACAGCACCCUGACUCAAGAAGUGGAUGUACAAGUAAAAUAUGUGAGGAAGCUAAAGGUUUGUGGACGUACAACAGUUAAGGAAGGUGGUACCGUGAACCUGACCUGCACUGUUGACAGCUUCCCUCCAUCGAUCGUCAUGUGGACUAAACAUGGCAACUCUCUGAUAACUCAAGCUGGACCUGACUCUGGAUCAUCUAGUUUAGUUAUUCACAAUGUGACUGUAGAAGACUCUGGACUAUAUUUCUGCACAGCACACUACUUGACCGCCCUGACUCAAGACGUUAACAUAAGUGUGAUCUAUCGGAGGAGCCUGAAAAUUACCGGAGAGACGGUUGUAACGGAGGGUCGGGUUCUGCAGCUGGCCUGCAGGGUUGACAGCUGGCCUCGGGCCGUCAUCACCUGGACUGAGCUUCGGUUCAACACAACGUUACAAAACGGCACCGGAGCAACUUCACUCAUCGUUUAUAAUGUGACAGCUGAGCACAGUGGACUGUACAGAUGUACAGCGAAACAUCUGGACAACACUCUCAUGGACGAAGUCGACAUCAAAGUGAAGAUGCUCCCUCAGAUCCUGAAAGAGUCGGUGUGUGAGGCUCAGUUGGACGUUCUGACCUGCGUGUGCAUCAGUCAGGGGCUUCCUUUACCCACCAUCAAAUGGCUGCUGUCAGAGAACCAAACCGAGUACUCGUUUCAUACUGCAGUGUCAAAUCACACUGUCAAAAGCACCCUCACUGUUACCCACCACAGCUGGCGUCCAGCUGUGUGUGUCAGCGGGAAUGAAAACGGGGAAACAAAAGAGAUUCUCGUUAUAAAACAAGUGGAUGAAGAAGGCCGAAUCAGCAAACUGUUCAGAACGGUCACCCAGCUUCGAACAGCUGUUCCCUUCCUGGCUGGAACGUUACUUUCAGCUCUUAUUUUCUGUUUGUUCAUGCUGUGCUGCAGAUGUCUCCCCAGGAAAAAACAGCAGGCUAAAGAAAGUACCACUGAGACUCUGGAGAUGAUUGUCUGCAGCUUAACUUUAACUAAUAUUAUUUGCAUUCUUCACCUCCAGACAAAUGAUGGCCGAGUCAUGGAAUAUGAACAGAUCCAGGCUGAAGGAACAGCUGGAGCAGCUGAAGAGGCUGAAGCUGGAGGGUCAGAUGUAGAGUACUCCGAUAUUAAACUGUUGAUGUUGAAGAAAAAUACAUCAACGGGGACGAAAUGGAAGAAACAAGAGAGUGAAGAUACAAAGUGCAUGUAUGCAAAAAUUAAGUUAAAAGAAAAAAAAACACAGGCAAAUGAGGACAAAGAGGAAGAGGAGCUGAGACUCGAUGUGCAAGAAGUGCCUGAAGGUGAAGAUGUAGCUGUGUACUCCACUGUGAAGGAGCAAAUUGACCAGAGCUAA
Molecule: messenger RNA, 2205 nt
Organism: Nematolebias whitei (Rio pearlfish)
Lineage: Eukaryota; Metazoa; Chordata; Actinopteri; Cyprinodontiformes; Rivulidae
Product: sialic acid-binding Ig-like lectin 10
Exons: 9
Coding region: 1-2205 (734 amino acids)
Biological process (GO): cell-cell adhesion
Cellular component (GO): cell-cell junction
Molecular function (GO): cell adhesion molecule binding
Source: RefSeq, a predicted model, not a curated record